AUGGAGCAAAGUGAAGGGAGAGGAAAGGGAAAGAAGGUUCAGGAUUCUUCUUCAAAUGCUGAACAAUCCCAGGCUGAAAUGGGUUCUGUGGGACAAAACAUCAUGGAUCCUCAACUAAGGAGAUUAUUCUCAAACAGAAUUUCUGCCCAAAGAUCAAGACAGAAGAAGGUGAAGUUAGUUGAGGAGUUGGAAAACCGUGCCAAAAUGUUGCAGGAUCAAGUAGCCCAACUUCAAUCAAUACAGGCUCGCCAACAAAGCCGAAUGCACAGUUUAAUGGUAGAAGAGCAGACAUUGUUCCAUGAAAUGGAAUAUCUUGAGAAAAAGGCAAUGCUCAGAGAUGGUAAAGUUGUUUCAUCUUUGGAAUCUGAAGAUGAGAAGAACAGGAAAAAAAAGAGUAGGCUAGAGAAACUUCGAGAUAUUAAGCAACAGCAAUUGCUUAAUCUGCAUGAUCCUUUUGCUGGAUUGUCCAUUGAUACAUCCUCAAAUCAAGGAGAUGGAGCACGGUCUUCAUCAAGGCAAGAGCUGGACAUAGCUGCUGCGGUGGAUGAAAUUAUGGAUCAGACGAAUCUUUCAAUGGAAACUGCUCGCAAUCCCAAUCUUUAA
Messenger RNA from Vigna angularis (adzuki bean), 603 nucleotides. RefSeq names its product bZIP transcription factor 30. The transcript has 5 exons. The record is from RefSeq and is a predicted model, not a curated record. Gene Ontology annotation, molecular function: DNA binding; DNA-binding transcription factor activity. The coding region runs from base 1 to 603 and encodes 200 amino acids. NCBI's taxonomy places the organism in Eukaryota, Viridiplantae, Streptophyta, Magnoliopsida, Fabales, Fabaceae. Gene Ontology annotation, biological process: positive regulation of DNA-templated transcription. Gene Ontology annotation, cellular component: nucleus.